Messenger RNA from Mercenaria mercenaria, 1230 nucleotides. RefSeq lists its product as uncharacterized. Bases 338 to 883 code for a protein of 181 amino acids. NCBI's taxonomy places the organism in Eukaryota, Metazoa, Mollusca, Bivalvia, Venerida, Veneridae. The record is from RefSeq and is a predicted model, not a curated record. The transcript is spliced from 4 exons.
ACUCAGGGUUUGAAAUACAUACAGAAAAAUACUAUUGCAUUUUAACUUUUUGGUAACAAUUUAGUAAUGAAGUUACGUACAUUUAAAGAACGCUCUAGAUUUGAAAACGUAUUGUUAAACUUACAUUUUUCUUCUCGUAUUUUAGGACAUACUUCAACAUUUUAUUGUUUAUAUUUAUAGGUCAAUAUUUUCGGUUUAAUAUCAGAUGCUUUGUGAGUCAUAUUGGAAAAACCCUCGCUCGGCUUCAAAUUAUCUGAGGGUUAAAACUAAAUGGAUAUAUAUUAAUUAGAAAACCAGUCUGCAAUGUGCAGCGAUACCAUUACAUUUCUAUGGAAAAAUGAAUGCGUACAUAGCAACAACUAUUUUUGCUGAACUGAAAGAGAUCCUACAGGGGUGUUGCAGAUAUUCUUCAAGGUGCUCUAAAAUCUGUGCCGCAUCUGGAACAGCCGUUCUUCUACCGAUUGCCUUUUGGCUCCAAUUUGCAGCUACAAUUACUGAUGAGUGGAUGCUGGUAACUAGCACAUCACUAGAUGAAAAUAAUUACUUUGGAUGUUUUACUUCGGCGUAUGAAGACAGCAGGUGUUUAUGUGUGCUCGAGAUAACGUCCAAUGUGAUUCUGUUUUUGCUGAUGAUUAUUGGGUUUGGAGUGUGCUGCCGAACUUGCUGUCACAGUAUAACUCUCAAUUCUUGUAAAGUAUGCUUUGUGUGUAUCAUCUCGUUGAUAAGUCUGAUACCAGUUGUAGUGUCCAGCCAGUCCAAAAGGACCCACGUCCACAUACCAACAAUAACAAAUUUGUUGCCACGUUAUGAGGCUGAGGCCAUAGCCACCAAUGAGGGUGUAAAUGGGCAGUUAAUAGCUCUACCGGCUGGAAGCAGGCCGUGACAACUGGCGCCCAGACAGGAUUUUGGACAUUGGAAUGAUCACUACAAAAUAUGAUCUUAUUUUGGAUUACAUGGAAAAUUUAAAUAAUCAGUAAUAUACUGCCAUGUGACGUCACAAGAACUCUGCACAUCUAUUGGAUAUUUUAUCCGAUUGACCUGGUCAAAUAUGUAAUUUGUUUACAUUCAACCGGACCUUACAUUUAACACGUGUACUGAUAUCCCUACUCGUUGAGCUGCUGAGGAUGGAGAUCUCCGACGUUAGAAUUAUGUAGGCCUACGGGAACUGUUUUACGUUAUAAUCUUCGAGGAGGAUCAGCACAGAGGAUUCCUACGGAUGACACUUAACUU